AAAGAAAACUCAAGAUGUCAUGAAGAAAAGAGAAAACGAUGUUUUUUAAGUAAAUACGGAACCAUCCAACGCUUUGAGUUUUGGUGGGAGACUCAAGAGGAAGUGGAUUCUGCAAAAAAUCACUAGGCUCAAUUGGUGUUGAGACAAUCAUCGAAUCACAAUUUUAAGUCUACAGAAAGUAAACAUAUUUUGUAUAGUCUAAUGGAUGCACAAUUUGCCGGUAGAAUUUGUAA
This is a messenger RNA of Caenorhabditis elegans, 233 nucleotides long. The record is from the annotation of a RefSeq genome assembly. Lineage: Eukaryota; Metazoa; Nematoda; Chromadorea; Rhabditida; Rhabditidae.